AUGGCACCUUUGUCCCUUGAGCAGGCGCAGGCGAUUGUGGACGACAUCCAGGUGACAAACGGCGGCUUGCCUCCCGAGGUUCAGAAAGCGCUGCCGCAAGAACUGUACGACACGGACACGCGGUUCCUCUUCGAACUUAUCCAGAACGCGGAAGAUAAUUGCUAUGGCCAUGCUGCUAGUCAAGCGGAGGAGCCAUUUCUCCAUCUCACUCUACAUAAAGAUUAUAUAACUGUGGACUCAAACGAGGACGGUUUUACUGAGAAUGACGUGCGGGCUAUAUGCAGCAUUCACCAGAGUUCAAAGAAACAAACUGGCGGCUAUAUCGGCCACAAAGGGAUUGGCUUCAAAUCUGUAUUCAAGGUUGCAUACAAAGUAUCUAUCCAGUCAGGGCCCUUUUCCUUCUUCUUUGAGCACCACCAGGGGGGUAGUGGGUUAGGCAUGAUCACUCCGUUCAACGAGGAGCCUCAGGAGCUACCCCCUGGUGUGAACACCCGAAUAACCCUCUUUCUUACAAACAUAAGCGACUUCGAGGCUUGUGCUUCAGAGCUGAGUGAGAUCCCGGACACGAUGCUGCUCUUUCUCCGUAAGCUGCAGAGGCUCACUAUUGAGAUCCCCCCCCUGCAGUCUCAGAUAUCUUUCAAGCGCCAUGAGGACAUGUCAAAGCACUUGAUCACACUUACCAAAGAGACGAAUGGAGAACAGUUGAAGAAAUCUUACCAUCUUGAAAAGACCACCCUUUCCAAUCUCCCACAGCAUCCCAGUCGCCCUGGGCAACCCGAGGUUGACCUAAUCCUGGCGUUCCCAGUGCAGGAAGACUGCAGCCCUCUCAUUCAGGCCCAGUAUGUGUAUUCCUUCCUCCCGAUGCAUGAUGAGGGGUUCAAUUUUCUCAUCCAAUCGGACUUUAUCACACAAGCCAGUCGACAAGGGAUCCAUCGUUGCGAUAGAAACUAUGCUAUCCGCGAGGGUAUUAGCCAUUUGUUUCUCCAAGCUGUCGCCUACUUCUGUAAGCAUACGUCGCUUAGAUAUGAAUGGCUACAGUAUCUUCCGGGGACGCACAUUCGCGACCCCUUCUGGGCUUGUCUUCGAGAGAUGAUCUUCGACCGCCUAAAGGGAUCCAAAAUUCUAUUUUCCCGCAGAGGUAUCUUGAAAUCCCCAACCCAGCUUGAACACCUGUCAUCACAGCACUGCGAUCGCCAUGGCCACCCUCUGUUGGACGAUAUCGAACCCGAGGUUUACCUGGCGCAGUCAUACAAUUGGAACAGACAUGCUGAGAAUUUGAUGGAACUUGGUGUGAGGAACCUGUCGUACCAAUCCAUCUUGGAUCGUUUGGAACCAUACCUUGAGGGCUCAGCGCCAAGGUUCCUAGAUUCGAGUUUGGAUGAUGAUUGGCAUACCAGAAUUGCAACUCUGCUUCUGCGCGCUCUAAAACGGCAGCCGGCAGGCUCUUCUCUGACUAAACGAAUAAGAGAAAUGGCCCUGAUACCCACUUCAGACGGGUCCCUGUUACCGGCUUGGUCUUCUGCAGUCUAUUUCCCAGAUGAUGAGAGAGGGAUUCCUAUCCCCGAGGGCCUAAAAGACAUACGAAUCGUUAAACGGAGCGUGCUAGAAGAUAAAGCAAGACGGGAACUGCUCGAAACAUUGGGAAUAGCCCGUUGUGAGGCACAAAAAGUAGUGAAGUCUAUUCUGAAGCUGUACGAUGUACGCCAUGGGGUCACGCUAGAGAAAUCAGUCGACCAUUUGAGGUAUCUCUUCAAGACCCUGGGAAAAGACGAAACGCUAGACAAUCGCAUCUUCAUCAUGGACAAGUCUGGAAAACAGGUAUACCGCGCAUUUGUCACUUUCGGUGCCAAAAUCAUCAAGGACGACUUAUACUUCGAGACCCUGGGAGAAUAUGGCACGAAACACCUCGCCCAGGAAUUGCAGUGUGGGGUCAACAAGCAGAGUUGUCCUCCUUUUGAAAUGCGUAUUAUCCACCACGCAUAUAUUGAGGCUGUACCACCUGGGACGGUCAGUAACGGGCGCACCUGGGAGCAGUGGCUGGAAGAAGUGGCAUCGGUUCGCCGCAUCCCAAGGCUGAAAAGUCCCCGGACAGAUGGAUUAUCCACGCUGUGUGCGCACAUGUUGGAAUAUCGACCCAUGACUCUGAUAGGACUAUUGAAAACAUACUGGAGCAGCCUCCAAUCAGAUCUCACGCCGCGCGUGAUCAGCGCCUUGAAAGAUAUGCAAGUUCCUUGCCGGAAUCAAUUCCAAACCUAUCUAGAUUGCACUUAUUAUCCAUCUAAGGAGAUGCAGCGGUUAUGUUCCGACGCAACUCUCCAGGAGAUUUUCGAUAGAUUCAUAGACAUUCCUGCUAACAUAGCAACUGAUGGUACCGAUGGAUGGGAGUUCUUAACCACAUUUGGGGUUAAACUAGAGGCAGAUAUCAACUUUUUUGGGGAAAUUUUCUGCGGCCUAGAGAGAAAAGCCAAUCACACCAUCCAGACACAGGCCGUCUUCUUCAGGAUGUAUAAGGAGCUCUUCAUUCGGUUUUCCGAUGGUCCCAUCGGAUUGCAGGAGAUUUUCACAACUUGGAAAAGUGUCUGCAUCCCCUCAUGUUCAGGGGAGAUACUAGAGUUAGCAUUCCUCAGAGAUUGUGUCUGGAACGGACACCCCUCUCUUCGGACGAAGCACCCUCUUGCUACUCACCCGGAAUACUCCAACGAUCCACAUGUGGCAUGUUUGUUUAAGGAUAUACUCUCUGUUCGUGAUGCGGACGUCAGCACGUACCUCGACGAGCUUCAGUGGCGCAAAGACAACGCGGAUGUUGCUCCGGACGACCUGAAGACGAUUUACAACUGUAUCUCGCAGAAUAUACAGAACCCUGAUGAUGGCGCUAUGAUACUGAGCAAAUUCAUGGAACAGAAACUGGUCUAUCUUCCGACAGAAGGAUCUUGGGUUGCGCCUGAAUCCUGUGUAUGGACAGACGCUCCAAGAAUUGGAGUACAGUAUGGCAUCAGCGCUGUGUACCGGGAGCUGGAGAGCUUCUUCCGCGGUUCUCUGAAUGUGCAAACUCCGACAGCAGCGACUUACUUGGAGCAACUCAGGAGAUUAGCAUCUAAUGAGGCUGUGGAUAUUGGUGCGGUCAAAACUGCCAUCUAUAACCUCAAUGCUUUGCGACCAGGGUCAGAUGAGCUCAGAGGUCUUUCACAUCUUAGAUUUUUGCCAGCAGCAAUGCCCGAUGGCACUGUGGAGAUAUUAAAACCCACCGAUACAUUUUUCAUUGCAGACCGGGUUGAAUAUCUUUCCGCUUUUCGGGGCAAAGUUCCCAUUCUGGACUUCUCUCUAGAAGAAGUCUGGCGCUUGCACCACCUCCUGGGGUGUAUCGAUCUGCAGAACCGAUACAUGUCAACGGCAGUCCUGGAGCAGACUGAUGUCGAUCAGCCAUCCCACGAGCACUGCUCCAGGGAAACACGGCUGUUCCGCAAAAGGGCGACACACAUUUACCGUUGCAUCUUACAUUACAGUGAGGACGGCCAAGAAAGUGUUGGCCAGAGGCUCCGACAACUGCAAAACAUACUUGUUUAUGAAAGCGCUGGUUUUAACAAAACACUUGUACUUCAAUUAAACGAAGUGACGGCGAGAGUACAGAGUGAUACGGGGUCGGUGCAUAUCGCGGACGUUAAUGAUGUGUUACACAUUUACAUCCCUAGGGACCAGAAUGACCGUCGACGCUGCUACAGCCACGACCUUCCCCAGGCUCUGGGACGUUAUUUUGGACUUCAGAGGGACUCUGCAGUACCAUUGAUUUUCACAGUGGUUUUUCUCACUCCGGAGGACUUCAUCGAUGAAUGUCUAGACGGCCAUGGAAUCGUUCGGAUUCCUCCUGACAUCGCUCUACUACCAGAAUCUGAAGUUAUAGACACGACAAUCUCACCCGGUCGUAUUGAAGAAGACGACGUUUUCUCUGCGUCAGACGAGGCUCAGGAGAGUAGGGAUGGUAUGUACACACCUCGAGAUUCAUCACGCUCAAGCCCUGGAGCCGCCUUAGACCUACCGAGGACAAUAAUCGCCCACAACAGGACUUCAGCUCCACCCCCAAGGCUUUCCACUGUGCCAUCUCCUGACUGGUCAUCCCCGGACGGAGUGCCCAGGUCUUUCUCCGAGCAUCAUCCGUACACUCAGCUUCUCGAUAAAAUCAUCGGACUGGCUCGUCCGCUCACACUUUCUGAAGUUUUGCAACGCCCAAUGAGCACAGUGCAGAGUAGUGCAAAUACUUCACAUGAAUCGGCUUUUGGAGUUCGAUCUGAGAAUCAACUUGCCCACGAUAUCAAGAUCGGCGCUGCAGGAGAGUUAUUUGUUUUUGAGCUCCUGUCGUCAUCAAACCUUCCAGGGUUUAGCCGUGACAACUGGCGGAGCACCAUUCGCAAGCAUAUCUCCGUCCAUCCCGACUACCAUGAUCUUGCACCCUGGUAUGGUUUCGAGACUGCAGACGUAGUUUACCGCGACACCAGCUCAACGUUAACCACCACUCUGAUUGACGCUGGAUAUUUGCCUCACGCACGGUGGCAUGGUUCAAAUCCAACGUACUAUAUAGAAGUGAAGACGACGAGAGGGGAGUGCGACAGUGCUUUCUUCAUGAGCAAGAGCCAGUACAGACGAAUGCAGACAAUGUGGACCGAUCGUAAUGUCGAACUGGAAGAGCCAGAGAUCUACGUCGUUUUCAGAGUCUACUACUUGGGUUAUGAGAGCAUGGGGUUGAAAGUUUAUGUUGAUCCGGAAAGGCUACGACAAGAGCAGAGUUUAAUUUUCUCGCCGGAGUCAUACAGUGUUUAUCCCAGUCUGGUCGCAUAG
Molecule: messenger RNA, 4830 nt
Organism: Aspergillus fischeri NRRL 181
Lineage: Eukaryota; Fungi; Ascomycota; Eurotiomycetes; Eurotiales; Aspergillaceae
Exons: 8
Coding region: 1-4830 (1609 amino acids)
Source: RefSeq, a predicted model, not a curated record